Molecule: messenger RNA, 657 nt
Organism: Trichophyton rubrum CBS 118892
Lineage: Eukaryota; Fungi; Ascomycota; Eurotiomycetes; Onygenales; Arthrodermataceae
Exons: 3
Coding region: 1-657 (218 amino acids)
Source: RefSeq, a predicted model, not a curated record
AUGUCUGAAGUCCAGAAGCCCGCCGAGGAGACGCCCGCCGUCGUCCCGGAGACCACUACCACCGCCGCUACCGAGACUCCAGCAGUCACCGAGCCAGUGGCCGCUGCAACAGCCACCCCCGAAGAGCCCGUCAAGGCCGCUGAGGAGGCUCCCGCUGCCGAGGAACCUGCUAAGGAAGAGCCUGCUCCUAAGGAGAUCACCCCAGCCACUGACGGCCAGCUUGGAUACAAGGCCCCAGGACUCGUCAAGAGUUUCCGCUUUGUCAAGAGACACUUCUGGUUCAGCGAAGAGCCCGUCGAGAGCAAGCAGCUCAUCUCCUACUUCCAGAAUGAAAAGCUUAGCUUUGCUCACCCCAACGCUGCUUGGGCCAGCCAGACUGGCAAGGGUCUUCUCUUCUUUGCCAAACGCGCUGAGGACAAGGCCAACCCUGCCGGUAUCAUCAACUUGAGUGAUGUCACCGACAUCGCCAAGGACGGCAGCAACGAGUUCAUCUUCAAGCUCCACGGCCAGAAGCACACCUUCCAGGCCACCGACGCCGACGAGCGUGACAGCUGGAUUGCCGCCAUCGAGGCCAAGUCCGCCGAAGGAAAGGCCGCCAAGGAGGAGAUCGUUGGUGGUGAGGGCUACAAGAGCGAGCUCGAGAAGUUUAGUACGUGA